Molecule: messenger RNA, 447 nt
Organism: Echinococcus granulosus
Lineage: Eukaryota; Metazoa; Platyhelminthes; Cestoda; Cyclophyllidea; Taeniidae
Exons: 2
Coding region: 1-447 (148 amino acids)
Source: RefSeq, a predicted model, not a curated record
AUGUGUGGUAGUGAGUGGGACGGUGAAUUGAAUUGGAGUUGCUUGUGCCUUGUAGAUGACUGGUCAGUUGGAGAGGAAGAAAAACCAGGUGAUGGGAGACUGGGUGUGCGAGAAGGGAAGGCGGCGGAGGAAGGAACGGAGACGAGGGUGAAUAUGGGUGGGAGUAAGAGUGAAACCGUAAAGGUGAAGACAAACAAGAACUGGGAAGGAAAUAUGCAGGAGGAGGAGAAGGAGGAGGAAAAUGAGGAGGAGACGCAGGUGGUUGAGUUUGAGGGGAAGAAGAAUGCAGGUGAGAAGGAGAAAAAGAAUGGAGAGUGUUUAGUGGUGAAUGUGGACGUGAAGAAGGAGGUAGAGGUGGAGUUGGAGGCGAGGGCAGAGGUGGAGGGGGAGGCGGAGGCGGAGGAAAGAAGGACGGAGGUGAUUAAAAGAGGAGGACAGAGUGGUUGA